AUGGGCGUGGUACUGAGCUGGUUUGAUGGCCUCUUCGCCAAGAAGGAUGCGACCAUAUUGAUGGUGGGGCUCGAUGCCGCAGGAAAGACAACUAUCCUGUGGAAGCUGAAGCUGAACGAGGUGCAGCAGACGGUCCCGACACUGGGCUUUAAUGUACAGACGGUGGAGUACAAAAAUAUAAAGUUCCACCUCUGGGACGUAGGUGGCCAGAAGCUACUGCGGUCUCUCUGGAAACACUACUACGAGGGGGCAAACGCAAUCAUUUUUGUCAUCGACAGCAACGACAGGGACCGGGUGGGGGAGGCACGGCAGGAGCUGGAGAAGCUGCUGAAUGAGCCACUACUGGCAGGCGCAACCAUC
Messenger RNA from Trypanosoma rangeli, 360 nucleotides. Its product is annotated as ADP-ribosylation factor. The record is from RefSeq and is a predicted model, not a curated record. Gene Ontology annotation, cellular component: cytoplasm. The annotation marks the transcript as partial. Gene Ontology annotation, biological process: intracellular protein transport; vesicle-mediated transport. Gene Ontology annotation, molecular function: GTP binding; GTPase activity. Lineage: Eukaryota; Euglenozoa; Kinetoplastea; Trypanosomatida; Trypanosomatidae. The transcript has a single exon.